AUGUAAAGUAAUCUUAGCGAAAUAAAAAAAUAUUAACAAUAGAGAGAGGAAAGAUUUCAUUAAAGUUUGUUUAAAGAUCAAAUCUAAAAUAUUGAUUCAACUAUUCAAGAUGAUUCGAAUAAUCCUGAUUUUGUUAAGGUUAUUGUUAUUUGUACUUUCACUAAUGAAGUAACAAUUUAAAUUAAUUUAAUAGACAAUUGCAACUAAAGAAAAAAUAAUAUGCUCUGAUAAUGAUGUUUAAAUUAUAGAAAAGGAUGACGUAGUUGGUAAAGAAUCAAAAUUAAAAAAAUAGAAUAAUAAGACCUUUCUGAAUGUGCAAAAAAAGAAAUUGUAACAUAUAUAGAAAGGUCAUUUAUUGAAUGUUGUAAAUUGCUAAAGUCCAAUUAUAUUGAGAAAUUUGAUGUGAUAAAAGUAUAAUUCAAUUAUAAAGAAUUUAGUUACCCAUCUGUUCAGCUAAUGGAAUACGCAUUCCAAAUGAAUAUGAUAUUAGAUAAUUUAUUAAAUUGUCUAAAAUCAAAAAUAAUAAUGAAGAAUUCAAUAAAUCACUUGGCUCUAUGGAUACUAAACAUUUAUUUGGUUUACUUAUAAGUAGUCUAAUAUUCUAAGUAUUGAUUUCAUUUAUUAUUUUGAGGAUAGUCAAAUUGAAGAAGCCCUUUUUGAAUUACUAUUUUAAAACAUCAAUUUGGAAAAUGCUAUUAAAUUGUUACUUAUCACUGUAUAAUAUGAAUCAAAAAAAUAACAUUAUUUUUUUAAGUAUCAUUUGUAUUAAUCAUAUAGACUUAUUAAGCAUUUAUAUUAUUUUAGUAAAGGGUUAUUGAAGGAAACCUAUGAUAAUUAUUUACAAAAAAUAGUUUAAAAUGGAAUGAAACCAAAACAAUUGUAAGUUGAAAAACCCAAUUUUAUAAAAUUAAUAACUUAAUUGCACAUUUUUAAAAUUAACUCAACUAUCCUUUAUCCUCUUUUUAAAUAAUAAGAAUCAUAUCUAUUUUAAUAUUAUAAACCCAUUAUUGAAAAGAAAUCAUUUACUGUACAUAGAAAUUUGGAUUGUCCAGAGGGAAGAGAGUAAUCAGAUUUUCCUCAUAUUUACUAUCUUAAAAAUAAUGAAAAUUAAACUAUUUUAGUAGCAGUUUAAUAUGAGAUUUCUGGAGAUAUUCUUAUUUUCUAAGAAUACCAAGAAAAAUUCAUAAAAUAUAAUGAUAAUUACUUAGGACUCAUUGAAUUUAAGAAUUAAGGCAAAGAAUUUAUUGUUUUUGAUGAUGGUUAUCCAGAAUACAUGGAAAAUAGUUUUCCUUAAUGGAUUGGAAGGAAAAAAAGAAGAAUGUUAGUUUUUGAUUAUUUUUCAGAUAAAAGAUAUGAUAAACCAAGAUUAUUUGAAGUGAAAUGCUACAACAUCAAUACAAAUUAAUAUGAUGGUAAUAAAUUUAGUUUAAUUGUUUAUUAGAGAUCAUUACUUAAGAACCACACUAUGAUGACUAGAAGGGUUCUUUUAUAUUGAAAUUAAAAGAUAUUGCAUUAAUUCCAUCAACCAGAAAUUUCGUAUUACAUAAAAAGGGAGAUAAUCUCAAAGAAUAGCAAAUCUAUCUAUGUCAUGGAAAAUAAAAUAGACAUACAUUUCACUUAGAAUUACAUGAAGGAAUUAGUGUAUUUUAAGGAUUCUGUAUUUCUGUUGUAUCAAUUUGUUCAAAGGGCCUUCGUUAAUGAAUACAUAAUAAUUUGUAUUUUAAUUUAAAGGAAUGUUAUAGCACUCUGAAUCAGAUGAUCAUUCUCCUGUUCAUGUAAUCUAGUUUUAAGAUAAGAAUACUGAAAUUGAGUCUGAAGCAUUAUGGGAUAAGGAAGAUGCUUAGCAAGAAUAUCAUAUUCAAAUUAACUCAGAUCGAAUUUUAGAUAUUUUUUAAUCAAUUGAAACAUAAAUUCAUCCAUUUAAUUGUGUUUACAAAACAAAUCAAUAAAUGAUAGUGAUGUAUAAACAGAAAUUGUCAACAUUAAAAAAAUUAGGAUAUUUGAUUUGUAAAAGUGAAACUAAAUAUUGCAUUAUUCUUAUAAAAUUAGAGAAUCAUAAUUCAUUAUUGAUAAAGUCUUUAAAAGGAGUAUAUAAUUAUAUUUAAAAAGGACUCUGAACUAAAUGAUAGUAUGAUGAAAAAGAUAGGAAAUGCAAUUUAUCAAUUUUCAGAUAAAAAUUAACAUCUUUCACAUAUAGAUGAGAUUAUGUAAGUAUAAAUUUAUAUUAGACAUGAAGAUUCAAGAUUCAAUCCUUUCCAUUUAAAUAGUUUAAGUGUUGCCAUGAUUUAUAAAUAUCUUUAAGAUAAAAUAGAGAUCCCUGAGUAAAUAACAAUGAAAUAAAUAUCUAAUUUAAUAGAAAAGGAGCAUGAUAAUAUUAAAAAAGAACCAUUAUUAAUUAAAUAAUAAUAAGUUAGUUAAUUUCAUAUAUUUACCAUUGAGAGAUUUAUAUUCAAUAAAAUAUUUGAUUAGAUGAUGAAUUAUUAUAUAGAAAAAUAUCAAGAAAGAUAAAAUUAAGUAGAUCUAAAAAAGAAGCAAUUAAAAGAAAAAUAUUCUAAAGAAGAUUUAAUAAAAUCAUUGGAAAUUAAAAAUCAAUAUUUACCUAAUUCAGAUAUACCAUAUUUUGAAGCAAUAAAUGAAUUAAAAUUAAUUAAUCUCUACAAAACUCCUACCGAAAUGUUGAAAUAAUUUUAAUAUGUCCUAGUAUUAAUUAGAGGAGUUGCUUUUGAAUGUAAUCAAAAGGAAGAAAUAAUUGCUAUGGAUGAUGAAUUACCAAUUUUAAUUUGGGUAGCUUUAAUAAGUGAUGUUCCUAAUCUUUAUGCAAAAAUAUAGUUUGUUGAUGAUUAUAUAUAGGAAAUUGAAAAUGAAAAGAGAAUCUUAACUAAUUUAAGAGUAUCUUUAGAUUAUAUUUCUAAAGAAUGGAAAUUAUGA
Paramecium primaurelia is the source of this 2928-nucleotide messenger RNA. NCBI's taxonomy places the organism in Eukaryota, Ciliophora, Oligohymenophorea, Peniculida, Parameciidae. The record is from the annotation of a GenBank genome assembly.